CUUAUAAAGGUUAAGAUUACUCUUGGAAGAACACUUUAAAAUACGUCCAUCUCUAGGGCAUCUGGUAUUAAAAGACAGAAAGUGUAACGUUGGCACCCUGGGGACUCGAUGCAAGACAGUCAGGGUUCUGCCUGCAGGCCUUCUGGUUCAGAGGAUUUCCACGCGGCUCCCAGGUCUGUUGCUGCUGCUAUAGGACCACACUUAGAAGAACCACAAGCUUCAAACUCAGGAUGUGAGACCAGGUGUGGUGUCACGCUGUCACUCAGUAAGGCAGCAGGCCUGAACUCUCCAGCACUCCACCCACUGAGGCAAGAGUAUUUUGAGUUUAGGCCCCUGUAGGCGGCACACAGCAAGGUUGUCUGACAAACAACAAAUUAUAGGACUCAGAUCUGGCCCCCAGAGCUCCUAGCAACUUCCGGACGGGUGCAGCAGGAAAAUUAACAACCGCUAAAUGAAAACAAUAGGUGCCGUGUUUGAGGAACAAAGCUGGACCGGGUUAAAUGCGGACAAUUUAGAAAAGCCAGUAGAUGUUCAAGGGCAUCCUGACGUGGACACCACCAAAGAGGGCAGGGACCUCCAGGAAGUGGGAAGAAUUCUGUCAACUCCCGACUUUCCAGUAAAUUUAACUGAACACAGCUCAACCUUUCGCUUGCAGCAAGUCCCACAGAUACCGCUCCCGUUUUCCGAGGGGUUUCUGAGAAGAUAGUGACUUGCCGACAGUCAAUCAGAGAGUAGGAAGAUGCGAAUCCGAAGUCAGCGCCUGGACUGCAAAAAGCCAGGUGUUGGCCUUGAUAUCCCUCCCUGCUUCCUGAGGCCGGUGCUACCCCUACCAUGGAAUUCUUGAUGAGUGGUCUGGCAGCCUGCGGGGCCUGUGUGUUCACCAAUCCCCUGGAAGUUGUGAAGACCAGAAUGCAAUUGCAAGGAGAACUGAAGGCUCCGGGAACCUACCAGCGCCACUACCGGAACGUCUUCCAUGCCUUCUUCACCAUUGGCAAGGUGGACGGCCUGGCUGCCUUGCAGAAGGGCCUGGCCCCUGCGCUCCUGUACCAGUUUCUGAUGAAUGGCAUCCGACUGGGCACCUACGGGCUGGCGGAGGCUAGGGGAUACCUGCGCACUGAUGAAGGCAUCCACAGUCCUAUCCGCAGCGCUGCAGCUGGGGCCCUAGCUGGGGUCAUGGGAGCCUAUCUGGGAAGCCCAAUCUACAUGGUGAAGACACACCUUCAGGCACAGGCAAAAGCUGAAAUUGCUGUAGGGCACCAGUAUAAGCAUCAGGGCAUGUUUCAGGCACUAACCGAGAUUGGCCAGAAACAUGGUCUAGUGGGGUUGUGGCGUGGGGCCGUGGGCGGCCUGCCCAGAGUUGUCGUCGGCUCCUCUACCCAGCUGUGCACCUUCUCAUCUACCAAGGACCUCUUGAGCCAGUGGGAGAUCUUUCCUCCCCAGAGCUGGAAGGUGGCUCUGGCGGCUGCCAUGGUGAGUGGCAUUGCAAUAGUCCUGGCCAUGACACCCUUUGAUGUGGCCAGCACAAGGCUCUAUAACCAACCCACUGAUACCCACGGCAAGGGCCUCAUGUACCGGGGGAUCUUGGACGCUCUGCUGCAGACGGCUCGGACAGAGGGCUUUUUUGGCAUGUACAAGGGUAUAGGUGCCUCCUAUUUUCGCCUUGGCCCCCAUACUAUCCUCUCCCUCUUCUUCUGGGAUCAGCUGCGCUCCUUCUACAGCACAUACACUAAAUGAGGCAUGCUCCUGCGCUCCAAAUCAACUCUUUGGGCAGCAGCCUCUACUACUUACUAUCUCGGUGACUAUUUUCUGACUGAUUGACUUCUCGUGAACCUAAGGGGGACAGCCACACCCACUGCCUCUCAGUUCUCUUAGGUUUGAAUCAUUCUGAGCAGUAAUUUCUGUCUUUCCCAUGGAUAUUGCUUUAAAUUGCCACACAGGUCCCCACACUCAUCUCAGGGUUGAAUCAGACACUCCAAAGUAUAUUUCUCCUGCCAUUCUUGGGUCCCUCCUGCUUCUGU
Microtus ochrogaster (prairie vole) is the source of this 2018-nucleotide messenger RNA. It is a transcript of the gene Slc25a35, whose product is annotated as solute carrier family 25 member 35. NCBI's taxonomy places the organism in Eukaryota, Metazoa, Chordata, Mammalia, Rodentia, Cricetidae. The record is from RefSeq and is a predicted model, not a curated record.